GUCCCGAUAUCGAACCCCCUCUCCCCAGACUCCCUCUUGUCGCCUUAUGGUUGUACAUGCCUCUCGAAACGAACGCCGCAUUCGAUAACGAGCACAACAGACAACGUGCAUCCUCUGCUGUACGGAGGCACAGCAGCGUUACAUCGCAGUCUACCAUCUGCAAGUUGUGCCUGCCUGUUGGACUCCCGAGUCCAGACGCCGGAGCUGGCCACUCCCCCCGCUACGGUCCGUCGCCACCAGCACUGCGUACAUACCACGCCAACACAACGACGGCGAAUUGCCGUAUGCUCGUCCUCAAGGCAUCCCAAGUGUAGUUAUACCGAGUCGACGCUCACUGCACGCGCCGCGGCCGCUCCGCCUCGACAUCGCCGCCAUGGACAAGAUUACAGACAAGAUCGCGGCCUUGCCGCCAGAUGCCGAGUACUUCUCGCUCGAAUUCUUCCCGCCCAAGACGGCAAUGGGUUUCUCCAACCUGCGACACAGAUUGCAGAGAAUGGAACAGGCCCUGCGGCCGCUCUUUGUCAACGUCACCUGGGGAGCCGGCGGUUCCACGGCCACAAAGUCGCUCGAGCUGGCCGAGCUGUGUCAGCGCGAGCUCGGUCUCACAACAUGCCUGCAUCUUACAUGCACCAACAUGAGCCGCCGCCUCAUCGACAAGGCCCUUGAAGACGCCAAGGUCCUCGGCAUUCGCAACAUCCUUGCCCUCAGGGGCGACCCGCCGCGCAACGAAGAGUACCGCACCGCCGACGACACCGACGACGGCGCCGCCGAGGAUUUUACCUGGGCCGUUGACCUGGUGCGCUACAUCCGCAGCAAGCAUGGCGACUACUUUUGCAUCGGAGUCGCAGCGUACCCCGAGGGUCAUGCCGACGAGAGCCACCCCAUGGGCCAGAGCCUCGAGCACGACCUGCCGAGCUUGGUAGACAAGGUCCAAGCUGGAGCCGACUUUAUCAUGACGCAACUCUUCUUCGACAUUGUCGCCUACGACAAUUUCGAAAAGACCCUAAGAGAGCACCCCAGCGGCGCCUUCAAGGACAUCAUCAUAAUGCCCGGUCUCAUGCCCAUUCAGAGCUACCAAAUGAUCAAGCGAACGACCAAGCUCAGCCACGCCAAGAUGCCCGAAGCCAUCAUGUCCCGGCUGAACGCAGUCAAGGGUGACGACGAAAAGGUGAAGCUCGUCGGCGUGGACGUCAUCAGCGAACUCAUUGACCAGAUUCGUGUCAUCAAGAGCCGGAGUGCCGGUCGCAAAGGCUUCCACUUUUACACCCUCAACCUCGAAAAGGCCGUGGCUUUUAUUGUCGAGCGGACCGGCCUCAUUCCCGACACAUCUGAUAAUGAAGAGGCCGUCGUCGAAGAGACGAGCGCGGUCCCCACGCUACAGGUCAACGGCAACGUUCGCCUGCGCACAAGAAGUCACUCGCGGACUUCGAGGAGGCAGUCUUCGGUUGGAUCAGACCCCCACAACAGAGUCAUUGUCGGUAGCCAGCGCCCAUCCCACCCUGAAUGGGAAGCCAGCGGCCAAGAAGCCGGCGUCCCCGCCGAGGCCAUCAACUCGCGUGCCAACACUUUGGCCAUCUCGGAGGGCGAAGGCGUUCUGGGACGGGAGGCCACUUGGGAUGACUUUCCCAACGGUCGCUUCGGUGACUCCAGAUCCCCGGCAUACGGUGAGAUUGAUGGCUAUGGUGUCAGCCUCCACAUGUCUGUCGCGUCAGCCGUGAGGCUAUGGGGUCAUCCCAAGACUCGUCAGGACAUCAGCGAUAUCUUUGUGCGGCACAUGAAAGGUCAGCUCGAGGCCAUUCCCUGGAGCGAGGAAGAGCUCAUGCCCGAAUCGUCUGCGAUUCAGCCUCGGCUCGUCGAACUGAACAGCAAGGGCUGGUGGACCAUCGCCUCGCAGCCGGCCGUGAACGGCGCGCCCUCGAAUGAGCCAACGUUUGGAUGGGGCCCUCCCAACGGCUUCGUCUUCCAAAAGGCCUUUGUGGAGCUCUUCAUCCCCUCAUCGGACUGGAAAGCCCUGGCCGAGCGGCUGUGUGCGCCCGAGGUCCGUGGCGUCGUUUGCUUCUACUCGGCAAAUGCCAAGGGCGAGUUCGCCUCGUCGGACGUGAGCGGCGCGGCCAACUCGUCUGCCGGCGAGGCCAGCACCAACGCGGUGACGUGGGGCGUGUUUCCGGGCAAGGAGAUUGUGACGCCGACCAUUAUCGAGGAGGUGAGCUUCAAGGCGUGGAGCGAGGAGGCGUUUGGUAUCUGGGGCGAGUGGGCCAAGGUCUACGGCCGGGGUUCGGAGAGCGAGAAGCUGCUUAACGGUAUUAAGGAGGAUUAUUGGCUGGUCAACAUCAUUCACCACGACUUUGUGGACAAGGAGGCGCUGUGGACGCUGCUCAUGGGUUAGCUGAGUAAGACGAGAGAGGGGGCCUGAACGUACAUGGCGAGGGAGUUGGGGAGAGAUUGGCGUUGGAAAAGAUAUCAUGGCCGGGUAGUUAUUCAACAGAUGCUGUAGAGCAACGACAACAACAACAAUACCUCUUGUAUCUUCCC
Molecule: messenger RNA, 2532 nt
Organism: Purpureocillium takamizusanense
Lineage: Eukaryota; Fungi; Ascomycota; Sordariomycetes; Hypocreales; Ophiocordycipitaceae
Gene: MET12
Product: Methylenetetrahydrofolate reductase (NAD(P)H)
Exons: 1
Coding region: 374-2386 (670 amino acids)
Biological process (GO): tetrahydrofolate interconversion
Cellular component (GO): cytosol
Molecular function (GO): FAD binding; methylenetetrahydrofolate reductase [NAD(P)H] activity
Source: RefSeq, a predicted model, not a curated record